AUGGAUUCGCUAUCGGGCCUCGGUUCGCGGAAGGCGGAGAAGAUCGUCGGCCCGGAACGCGAUCAUCGCUUCGUGGGAGACGUCCAUGGCCCUCACAUGCAGGAUUCAAUGCGCGCGACGCAGCAGCUGAGGCCGAACAGGAGGGUGGUCUCGCUGACGUGGCAAGAUGUGUGGGUGACCGUGGGAGACGACGAGAGCGGGUGCGUGCCCAUCCUCCAGGGGCUGACGGGUUUCGCCCGGCCCGGCGAGGUGCUGGCCAUCAUGGGGCCAUCCGGGUGCGGCAAGUCCUCUCUUCUUGAUGCCUUGGCCGGGAGGCUGGAUUCCAAGAGAAGACAGAGCGGACAGAUUCUUGUCAAUGGACGGAGAGAGCCACUGGCUUAUGGGACCUCGGCUUACGUGACGCAAGACGACGUGCUUACGUCGACCCUCACCGUGAAAGAGGCCGUCUACUUCUCGGCUCAACUGCAGCUGCCCGACACCAUGCUGCCGUCGGAGAAGAAGCAGAGGGCGGAAGCCACCAUCAGGGAGAUGGGCCUCCACGACGCGGUGGGCACCAGGAUCGGCAGCUGGGGGAACAAGGGCCUGAGCAACGGGCAGCGGAGGAGGGUCAGCAUCUGCAUGGAGAUCCUCACCCGCCCCAAGCUCCUCUUCCUCGACGAGCCCACCAGCGGCCUCGACAGCGCCGCGUCCUACUACGUCAUGCGGCGCAUCGUUGGCCUCGCGAAACAGAAUGACAUGACCGUCCUCGCGUCCGUCCACCAGCCGAGCAGCGAGGUGUUCGGGCUUUUCCACAGUCUGUGCCUCCUCUCUCAGGGACGAACCGUCUACUUCGGUCCCUCCAGUAAAGCACCUGAGUUCUUUUCUCUGAAUGGUUUUCCAUGUCCAAGCAUGCAAAAUCCAUCGGACCACUACCUCAGAACCAUCAACACUGACUUUGACGAGGAUAUCGACCCUGGUCUCGGAGGAAAGCCGAGGACACAGGAAGUGAUCAAAGUACUCGUCCAAUCGUACAAGUCAUCGAAUUUCUACGGGCACGUCCUGCAGCAGAUAGCUGACAUUCAUCAAAAGGUCGACCAUGAAGUACACGAGAAAGAGAGCCGAGCUUGCUUCUUCACCCAGUUCCUCGUCCUCGUGACGAGGUCAUUCAUGAAUAUGUACCGCGACCUGGGAUACUACUGGAUGCGCCUCCUCAUGUACGUCGCCAUAGCUUUGAGUUUGGGAACUGUUUUCUACCAAAUCGGCUUGGAUUAUGAUUCUAUUCACGCUAGAGGUUCACUGAUAACGUUCGUCGCUUCAUUCUUGACGAUUAUGGCAAUCGGUGGCUACCCUUCGUUUAUCGAGGAUUUGAAGGUAUUCGAAAGGGAAAGAUUAAACGGACACUACGGAUCGGGCGCGUUCGUUCUCGCCAAUACACUCUCUUCUGUGCCCUUCUUGCUUAUGAUAUCCCUAAUUCCCGGAGCCAUCACGUACUAUCUCGUGGGCCUCCAGAGAGAACUCGGGCACUUCCUAUUCUUCGCCACGACUCUUCUUGCCUGUAUGAUGCUGGUGGAGAGCCUGAUGAUGAUCGUGGCGAGUGUCGUCCCGAGCUUCCUCAUGGGGCUGACGGCCGGCUCGGGUAUCCAGGGACUGAUGAUCCUUGGGGGCGGUUUCUUCCGCCUGCCGAAUGACCUUCCCAGGGUAUUCUGGAGAUAUCCAGUCUACUACUUGUCCUUCAACAAGUACGCGUUUCACGGCAUGUUCAAGAACGAGUUCGAGGGCCUAAUGUUUCCCAGGAACCCGGCCUCUUUGGCAGGGACCGGCUUGAUCAGCGGUGAAGAUGUGCUGAAAGAUACAUGGCAAGUGGAGAUGAGUUACACCAAGUGGACUGAUCUCGCCAUAUUGUUUGAGAUGGUAAUCGCGUACCGGCUCAUUUUCUUCGGCGUCCUGAAGACGACCGAGACAUUGAAGCCAGUUGCCAAAGAGAUCAUGUCAGCGUGGCGGAGGCGAAAGGGCCAAGACUCGGUGAAUCCGUUACGGAGGUCAUCGUCGCCAGAGUCGGAAAGCAACAAUGCAGUGGCACGAGGCUGGGUGGGGACUGGGAAUACAAGUAGCGGGCAUCUGCAUUUGAGUCAAUGCUGAUAGAAGUUGGGAUUUGAUGAUUUGUGUGUGCUUUUUGGUGUCUAAUUCGUUGCAAGGAUUGUGAUAAUUCCACAAUCGACUCGACUGGUCGACUCCGUUUAAGAUCACAAGCCGCGACAUCCGACCAUCCCGCUUGCGUUUCGUAAUAUGUGGUGGUAGUAAGUUGAGUUGAGUUGAUUCACCACUUUU
Molecule: messenger RNA, 2307 nt
Organism: Rhodamnia argentea
Lineage: Eukaryota; Viridiplantae; Streptophyta; Magnoliopsida; Myrtales; Myrtaceae
Product: ABC transporter G family member 1-like
Exons: 8
Coding region: 1-2118 (705 amino acids)
Cellular component (GO): membrane
Molecular function (GO): ABC-type transporter activity; ATP binding; ATP hydrolysis activity
Source: RefSeq, a predicted model, not a curated record